AUGUACAGUCAACAACAUGGAAACUCUCCGUCACACCAUCAACAAACCGGAGUACCAAGAACCGAAUACCAUAACGUUGGGCGUGGCGAGUAUCCUCCUCCACUUGAAGGGUACUAUCCUCCGCAUCAUCCUAUAUAUUACGAUUAUCACCAUCCACCACAUUAUGCCACGUAUCUCCCAACAACGAUGAAUCCAAGCAUACCAGUAUCACAUUCAGACGAAUAUCAAGACCGUAAUUCAAAGAGGACAAAAUCAAAUAGUGCUGAUACAUCACUUUCCGCAGCGACUUUUGAAGAUAGUGAUAAGAAUAAAAUUCUCUCUCCUACUAAGAAUUCAAUUCCUGUAUCAUCAAAUUCACGGAUAAAAUUCAGGAAAGAUCGUUUCGGUAUCUUUGAUGUAACAGCCGGAGGAGAGGAGGAGGACAAAAGAACAUAUAAGUUGAUAGUUUGUCAACAGCCGCUACGUGCUCGUAUGUGCGGGUUCGGCGAAAAAGAUCGACGUCCAAUCGAUCCACCGCCGAUCGUACAAUUGGUUGUGAAUGACGAAAACGGGAAUCUUGAUUCAAG
Messenger RNA from Dentiscutata heterogama, 566 nucleotides. Lineage: Eukaryota; Fungi; Glomeromycota; Glomeromycetes; Diversisporales; Gigasporaceae. The record is from the annotation of a GenBank genome assembly.